Molecule: messenger RNA, 1601 nt
Organism: Pyrus x bretschneideri (Chinese white pear)
Lineage: Eukaryota; Viridiplantae; Streptophyta; Magnoliopsida; Rosales; Rosaceae
Product: 3-ketoacyl-CoA synthase 5-like
Exons: 2
Coding region: 1-1383 (460 amino acids)
Biological process (GO): fatty acid biosynthetic process
Cellular component (GO): membrane
Molecular function (GO): acyltransferase activity, transferring groups other than amino-acyl groups
Source: RefSeq, a predicted model, not a curated record
AUGGAACUUCAAAGACUUUUGCUCCUCAUAAUUGUAACUUCAGUGGAAACCCUAAUUGUCCUGCAAAAAAGAGAACCCAUUUUCCACUUCCUCCAUCUCUCAUGCCUGAUCAUUUUCUUGACCCUCAAGUCUUGCUUCUUCUCAAACCCUACUCAAGUCUAUUUGGUGGACUUUUCAUGCUUAAAACCACCAAGCUCCUGCAUUGUUCCCUUCUCCAAAUUCCUCGGAAACGCCUCAAAGUUCGAAUCUUUCGACAAGGAAAGCCUCGCUUUCAUGGCGAAAGUGCUCGCUUCUUCAGGUCACGGCCAAGAAACCUACCUUCCUCCAGCCCUACACCACAUUCCGCCAUUGUCCCACCACCAAGAAUCCAUCGAAGAAGUCCACAUGGUGCUCUUUCCCAUCAUGGAUGAUCUUUUGGCCAAAACAAACCUUUCUCCGCAAGAAAUUGACAUUUUGAUAGUGAACUGCAGCGGCUUCUGUCCUUCUCCUUCUUUCGCCUCCAUUGUCAUCAACAAGUACUCGAUGCGAAGCGACGUAAAGAGCUACAGUCUCUCUGGCAUGGGGUGCAGCGCAAGCGCUUUAGCCAUUGAUUUGGCUAAAAAUCUUCUGAAAGUUCACAAGAAUUCUUAUGCCGUUGUUCUUAGCACGGAGAUUUUAUCAACGGGCUGGUAUGCAGGACACGAGCAGCCUAAGUUGAUCCUCAAUUGCGUCUUCCGAAUGGGGAGCGCGGCAAUCUUGCUUACGAACAAGAAACAAGAAAAAAUGAAUUCGAAAUACGAACUGUUCCUGACACUAAGAACCCAGAAAGCGUUUGAUGAUAGGGCUUAUCUUUCGACCAUACGCGAAGAAGACUCUAAUGGAAAACUUGGCGUCACCAUAAAGCGAGAUAUUCUAGAGGUGGCUGGAGAGUUACUUCGUUGGAAUGUGAUGGUUCUCGGCUCUUCAAUCUUGCCAUUCUUGGAAAAAUUUCGAUAUGGGGUUUCAGUAAUCCGGAAGCGGUACAUUGACAAGUCUACAGAGAUUUACGUGCCGAAUUUCAAGACUGUGAUCGAGCAUUUUUGUUUGCCGACUUCUGGGAGGCAGUUGGUGAGCGAGCUGGCCAAAGGGUUGAAGCUUGGGGAUAGGGAAAUGGAGGCUGCUCUGAUGACACUGCACAGAUUUGGGAACCAGUCAUCGUCUUCGCUGUGGUAUGAAUUGGCAUACUUGGAGGCCAAACAAAGAGUGAAGAAAGGUGAUAGGGUUUGGCAGCUUGGAAUGGGGACUGGGCCAAAAUGCACUAGUUUGGUUUGGAAAUGCAUAAGGCCCAUGGAUGAGGAUGAGUCCAAGAAGGGCCCUUGGGCCGACAGCAUCCAUCGGUAUCCGUUGGUUGCCGUGGAUCGAUGAGCUUGAAUGGAAUCCGUUGAUCAACAUGGUCAAAUUGGCUAAGAACCGGCUUAACUCACAUCUGCAAAUUUUCAUUUAUCUAUUUUCUCACAAAUUUGCCGGCAACGAACCAAACUAUCAAAAUUUGAAAGAUUUCUAUUGUGGAUUUUAAGUUGAAAAACUGUACCCGGCUCUUUUCUUAUUGUCCUUUAUGUGACAUUAAUUCUAGAUGCAUUGGA